Molecule: messenger RNA, 3290 nt
Organism: Lytechinus variegatus (green sea urchin)
Lineage: Eukaryota; Metazoa; Echinodermata; Echinoidea; Temnopleuroida; Toxopneustidae
Gene: c4orf47
Product: UPF0602 protein C4orf47 homolog
Exons: 7
Coding region: 363-1304 (313 amino acids)
Cellular component (GO): centrosome
Source: RefSeq, a predicted model, not a curated record
UGUGUACAAUGUAUGGUAACGUAACCAAGCAACAUCGGGAUCAUCAGCUGCUGUGUACGUGUGUUUAUGUUGUGUAUCAUGCACAAUUAAUCUCCGCGAGUACAAUAGGCCUUCGAUCAGAGUUGAUGUGCGGGAAAUCUCGGGUAACGUCAGUGCAUGUGGUCCGGUGAUCGGCUGUGAUGUGGGAGGACGCGUAAACUAAGCUGACAACUUAACUUUUCGCUGAGAAUUUCCAGGAAUUUGACAUUAAAUAAUUCAAUUUGAACCGGUAAGACAAAAUUAUUUUACCAACUGAAAUCAAGACACUGUCAGCCACUUUAAAGUUAUUUUUAUUGAGACAAGCUAGGAUAUAGAAAGCCACCAUGUCAGGGUCAGGAUCAGGCAAGACGGACAUGGAGAGGAUUGGCCUCUUUCAGGAGAUGGGCUAUGUCUCCAUUGGAGAUAGAUAUGUUCCACCAGGUUCAAAACCCUUCAAUGAAGCUGCGGGUAAGAACAAGCAGAUGUUGCCUGGCGGUAGCAAGGUUAGGUCUGCUCUCCAGGCAGGCUAUUUUGAUGAGAAGUUCUCCAGGGUGUUUGAAUCAGAAGCCUACAGUGACGCCGUCAAGAGGAGAAGACAAGAUAGACUGAAGGAGGGUAAAAAGAACAUCGGCAAAGCCUUCCUUCCCAGCAGUGGAGAGAAACAAAUGAGUGGUCUUGGCAAUCACUACGGAACUCUUUCAGGACCUGUCCCAGCUUUCAGUCCUGUCAAGAAAGGAGGUAAAGGUCACAAAAGCGCUGGAAGGAAUGUAAUCACAAACCCUGGCAAGAAGGGUACAGGAUACGGGUACCCUGGGUUAACACUUGGAAAGGGCAUAACAUAUUCGUCAAAUACAUAUGACAAAGGAAAAGAAUUAAGAAGGAAAACUCUUGAGCAGCACAAAGCAGCCAUGAAGGGUGGAGCGUUCCGUCUCAACAUGCAUCCCAAGGCGCUGUUUGAUGGUAACCCCUAUGCUCAUGACAGACCGCUGCCUCCCGUGAAGCCAAAACUCGCAACGAAAAAGAUCACCACUCCGUUCAAACCAAGUCACCCGGCCAAGAUCAUCGGUGGCGCGAAGGCCGGCACCUUUGACCCUUACCCCUCGCAUUCCAAUGACCCCUACCGCCCUAAGCUGAAGAAGGGACCGCCCCCUACAAACAGCAGCGGCAAGAUCUUCACUCCAUCUCCCGGACCCAAGUCUGCGCCAACUACUUCUGUCAUCAAUCAAAAUGUUAUCAGAACCAUAAACAGCACCAACUUCAGAUCGAUAGGAACAACAUUAGCAUGAUCAUCUUGUAAUUUGAAUGCAAAUCGAAAACUGAAUGUGAAAUAUGAACAUUGGUGUAUUCAGACUAUGUGACGAAUGAAGAACACUUGAGCCCUUGAAGAACGUAGCUUUGUAGUUGUGUGAACAUUCCGUCCUUUGAUGCACCACAUUGUAGCAGACUAAGAAGAUAUCAAGUGGACUUGUCUUUCCUUGUUAUAGUUGGAUCAUUUCUCCUGUGAUGAAGAUUUGAUUACUUUGGAUAAACUACUAGCCGACAUUGAGGAAAAAAUAAUACACACAGAAAUCAUGAAGAUGAAUUAAUCUAUGCAUGCAGCAAUGAUGGUCAGAGAAUUUGCCUUUUGUCGUGUCUUGCUACAAGUCCAUCAGUGUUAAGUGUAUCAUGUGUGAAAUCUCAGCCUUUAUAUCUUCUUUGGGAUUGGUGAAAUAUCCCUGAAAUGCAGAAUGUAAUAUAUGUAUGUUAAAUAUUAUAGAGUUGUAAAUAUGUACAUUAUGAUAAAUUGAUUGAAUAGAAACAAUUCUUUUAUUUAAUCAAUGUAUUCCAAGAUGGCAAAUAUUUAUUCAGCAGCACUGCUCAAAGUUUGACAGAAAUAGAAGGAAGUCUAUAAUUCUGUAAUCUUUCAUUUGAUUUUAGUGAGAUUGAAACCCAACUUUCUAGAACAUGUUUCAGAGGUAAUUUGAGGGAAAGGGGGGGGGGGGCAAAUUGCAAUGGCCCAUGGUUAAUUGUAUGAAUAGUGUAAGGUGAGAUAAUUAUGUUGAUCUUCUUUGACAUUAUUCUUAAAAAUUGUUUCAAAUGCAAAUCACAUUAAUGGGGACAUCAAUGCUGGGGCCGGUUUCGUAAAGAGUAACAACUAUUUAGAAUUUUGUCAUUAUGGCAAUGGUAACCCGGAGCAACCAAUUACUGUCAAGGUUUUCAUGGUAGUUACAAAAAUAACAAAGAUACAAUAGUGUUAUAGGUUUAUAUGAAACCGGCCCUGGAUCAUGGGAAAUAAAUUCAGGAGACUCUCACAUAAAGUGUCUAACAAGGUAUGCUUAUCUACAUAUACAUGUAGCAAGAGGUCUAUUUGAUCCUAUUCCUUAAUAUCAUUAUUUUAAUUUUUGAUGCAAACAAUUGUGAUUUCUUAACAUAACACAAAUAUUUUUAUGAAAAAUGAAUUUUUGAUAUCAAGAACAUUACUGUGCAUCCAUAAUAGAAUCUAACCAAGGAAUAAGGAUGUGUUAAAACAGUUUGCCAUAUGUCAGCAUAUUCUGGGUAUAAUGUUCAAGUAAAACAAGUCCCCUGUCAGUAAAAGUGCCAAUUUUUUAUCUCUCAAAUUGGUCUGAUUAAGUAAAUUUUUGGACUUUGGCAGUCUAUAAUGACAAAGAUAAUUGUCAAUAAUUUAUCUUGGUUCUCUUGGUCUACUAUCAUUUGGUCUAAUUAAUGUCUACAAUGCACUUGGUCUAAUACCCGAAUUGAUACCCAGGUUCCAUUUUCACUGGAUAUAUUUAUUUUGCACUAUGUCAAAUGAAAUGGAUUUAUGAAUAGUUCAUCUAAUUAUAUAGACUAAGAGUUGUUAGACAAAGUGGAUUAUAAGACAGUACAUUGACAAAAAUAUAAGAAUAUGAAAUUGGAGAGGUAUGUUAAAAGAAUAAUUAGAGUAACAUUUUAAGAAGCUAGAUAAAUUUAAUAGCUGAAUAGUAAAUCAAAAUAAGCGCACAAAAUACAGAUAAACACACUGAUAUUUUUAAAAAGAAAUUUAUUCCAUGUUGAAUAUCAUCAUAUUAUAUAUGAUCUUCCUUGUUGAUUCGAAAAUGGAAUAUUCCAACAUAUGCAAUAUAUCAACUAUGUCAACAAUUCCAUCCAUCCGUCCAAAAAAAAAGGUAUUCCUGUAUCCAUAGCAUAUUUGAUAAAAAUAUGAAUGGUUGCUAAUCAUGUAUUCUAAAAUUGCUAAUUAAUGAUUUUUUUCUUGCAAAAUUGCUAUGAAUUAGAUAUUUGUAAUAAAUGACAAA